AUGUCCUCUCCGCUUCGUAUUGCUAUAUUGGAGUGCGAUGAACCGAUCGGAGAGACCAAAAGGAAAUUUGGAUCGUUUAGCAACCUGUUCCAUCUAUUGUUCGCCGCAGGUGUCGUAGGCCUACAGCAAGAUAGCGCCAGAGAAGGCCCCGAAAUUGUUGAAUCCUCAUAUGAUGUUCAUAUAGAGCGGAAUUAUCCUGAGCUAGAUGACAUUGAUGCGGUUGUGUUGACAGGUAGCAGAUACGACAGUUUCUCAAAUGGAGAGGAGAACUGGAUUCUACAACUUGUAGAUUUCGUUGCAAACCUUCUACAUCACCAAACAAGGGUAAAAGUGAUAGGAGUGUGUUUCGGGCACCAGAUUAUUGGGCGAGCAUUAGGUGUGAUGCCGGUGAGGAACAGGAAUGGGUGGGAAGUUGCGGUCACAGAAAUCGAAUUGACAUCUACCGGUCGACGAUUGUUCGGCUUGCCUUUCCUAGCGAUCCACCAGAUGCAUCGAGACAUGUUGCCAGUCUGUCCGGCCAACGUAGAGCUUUUGGGUUGGUCAGAGCGAUGCCCGGUCCAGGGUAUGUACCAGAAAGGCCGUCUGCUCAGUAUGCAGGGUCAUCCGGAGUACCAUGGAAGCAUUGCGGAUGAAUUGCUAGAGCGCCGCGGUCCUAUGGUGUUUGGGAAGGAAAUUUAUGACGAGGCUAAGUCUCGAGUUGAUUUGCCGCACAAUGGAGUCGCGAUCGCAGCGAGAAUGCUGGAAUUUUUGCUUGAAUGA
Molecule: messenger RNA, 759 nt
Organism: Penicillium nucicola
Lineage: Eukaryota; Fungi; Ascomycota; Eurotiomycetes; Eurotiales; Aspergillaceae
Product: type 1 glutamine amidotransferase
Exons: 3
Coding region: 1-759 (252 amino acids)
Cellular component (GO): nucleus; cytosol
Source: RefSeq, a predicted model, not a curated record